Messenger RNA from Histoplasma capsulatum G186AR, 1053 nucleotides. RefSeq lists its product as uncharacterized. The record is from RefSeq and is a predicted model, not a curated record. NCBI's taxonomy places the organism in Eukaryota, Fungi, Ascomycota, Eurotiomycetes, Onygenales, Ajellomycetaceae. Bases 1 to 1053 code for a protein of 350 amino acids. The transcript is spliced from 2 exons.
AUGCUCGCUUUUCUUGUGAACAAGUUUAGACCGCAGAAUAAUAGAGAUUCUAAAAUAGACCGUUCUGAACGGUACGAUGAUGGUUCCUUCGACGGGGAAACAGUAUACGAGUAUUUUGGCAACCGCGUUAUCAAGAGCCACAACAUCCCAGAUGGACACCCUGUCGCUAUUAAAUUCAAAACCGUGGGCUUUUUCUGGGAAUCAGAGGCGGACAUGAUGGCCUACGCGAAUUCUCAGAACCUCUUGGCUCCUGCUGUCUGGGAAUGCCGCCAACUCAACAGCCACCGGAUCGCUAUGAUUGCCGACUUUGUGCCAGGCAAUCCACUUGACCAGGUCUGGCCGACAUUGGAUGAAAAACAACGCAUGUCGAUCAAGGAACAGCUUGCAGACCAUUUAAAACUUUUCAGGUCAUGCACCCAGCCAUAUAUUGGACGUGUCAAUCGCCAACCCACCUACAACCCGUACGAAGGUAUCACGACAAACUUCAUUGGCCCAUUCAACUCGGAGGCCAAGUUCGAUGAAUGGUGUCUUUCCCGUAUAAAGAACACGUCUGAGAGAAGCAAGUGGAGGAGGAAGCUUGCUGAAUUACGGCGGAAUAGUCAGUCGAAGUUUGUGCUCACGCACGGGGACCUCUUUCCACGCAAUAUCCUUGUCAAGGAAGGGAAGAUAACAGGUAUUGUGGACUGGGAGCGUAGUGGGUUUUAUCCGGAGUAUGUCGAGUACGCACUUGCCGCAUGUUUUUCUGCAAAGAGUGUCGUACCCCUUGUAGGGUCACAUGCAACAUGCGGGGAAGUUGAGGAUGCGGCGAGAGCAUGCUUCGAGAGUUUCAAUUACAAUAUCCUUCUCGACAACCGUCAGGCUUUCACAAUUGAUGUCUUGACAGAAUUGCGACGAAGAUUCCCUUCUCGGAUCCAGCAAGCUUCGAUAAGGCUUAUUCGGGAACAAUACGGAACAACACCAGUCAAAAUCCAGCAAUUUCUCGACGGAAACAAACAACAAAGCACUGAAGGGCACCAUCCUGAGUCCUCAGGGCCACGAUUCCCUCUUGAUUGA